Molecule: messenger RNA, 1893 nt
Organism: Chondrus crispus (carragheen)
Lineage: Eukaryota; Rhodophyta; Florideophyceae; Gigartinales; Gigartinaceae
Exons: 3
Coding region: 1-1893 (630 amino acids)
Molecular function (GO): 5'-flap endonuclease activity; metal ion binding
Source: RefSeq, a predicted model, not a curated record
AUGGGUAUAAACGGGCUCCUGCCGAUUCUCAAGUCGAUUCGCGAGCAGAAGCAUGUGAAGGAGUUUGCGCGCACGCGCGUCGGCGUCGACGUGUACGGCUGGCUGCACCGCGGCGUCUACACGUGCGCGUCGAAGCUAUGCCGCGGCGUGGACACGGACCUCUACGUCGAGUACUGCAUGCACCGCGUCCGCAUGCUCAUCCAUUUCGGCGCCACCCCCGUCAUCGUCUUCGACGGCGCCGCGCUCCCCAUGAAAGCCGACACGCACGCCGAGCGCCGCGAACGUCGUGCAGAUGCACUCGCUAAGGCGGAGGCCGCAGCCGCUAAGGGCAACUCGCGCGCCGCGGAGGAUUGGUACCAGAAGGCGUGCCCGGUCACGCCGCAAAUGGCAAGACAGGUCAUUCGACAGCUCAGGAGGAUGAAUGUUGAGUACGUCGUCGCACCGUAUGAGGCCGAUGCCCAGCUGGCGUGGAUGAUGCAGUCCGGCUAUGUUCAGAGCGUUAUCACCGAGGAUUCGGACUUGCUUGUUUAUGGCGCGAGCAAGGUAUUAUAUAAAAUGACCAAGACAGGCGAUGGCGAUUUGUAUCAGACGAAAAAUCUCCCAGCUCUGGAUUCCAUCUCGAUGCUUAAUUUUUCCGACGAUAUGUUUUUGUACAUGUGCGUUUGUUCGGGCUGUGAUUUCUUCAAGGGUGUCAACGGGCUUGGCAUGAAGAAGGCCCAUACCAUGGUAAAAAAGUAUCGCACAAUGGGUCGCCUCAUCCACGCUAUUCGUCAUGAUCGUCGCUUCAUCGUAAAGCGCUCAUUUACGGAGGAUUUUGCCAGAGCCUGUAUGGUGUUUCGCCACCAAACGGUUUUUGAUCUUCGGGAAUCGAAGACAGUUCCGUUGCGAGAGCUGGAUGCAAUCGCCAAGGCCAAGAUCCCGCCAGGUGUAUUAGUGGAAACUGAGGGCGAAACGAUUGAUUGGUCUUUCUUGGGCGCCCAUCGCGACCCUGCAAUAGCCAAGAAAAUUGCCCAAGGGUACCUCCAUCCCGGGUCUCUAAAAGAGUAUGACGAUCCUCUAGAUGUUGUCCAGCGCCCACUCGGCCAGAGGAGAAGGCCUCAGUCAUAUACGCCGGAAAAUCAGAUACGUUCUACUCCGAAAAGGGUGGCAAUGGACAUCCGCGGAUUCCAGGUGCAACCGGCCAAGUCAUCCUCUUCUCCCGGUGGAUUUUCCUUGGCCACCAACUUGCGGCAAAGGCUUACCAGAGGAUCUCGAACGUUUAAUCCGAGACGGAUUGCUGCUGGUUUCAAAGCAGCCAAUAAGUCGUCUCAAACGCAGAACCCGAGAUUUACCGCGAAUCAGUCUGGCGACAUAUGGGCGAGCUUUAAAAGGCCACAGCUCUCUCCGAUUCCUACACAAGCGGAUACCGAUGAGCCGCCGGAGAGCCAAUUCACAUUUCCGGAGGCAGCAACGCCAGAGAAUAGGGGUUCCAGCGGUUCAGAAGAUGAGAAGGAGUCAUCCCCCAGGCGUUUGAACAAAAGACCACGAACUGCCGUCACCGAAGAAGUGAAAAUUGAAUCCAACGAUGUAUGCGCGCCGGAUUCCACGCGUGUUCAGGCAGUCAAUCGAGUAUUGGCCAGGUUUGCCACCCAUCCAAAAGAUGAAAAGAGCGAAAAGUUUGUCCCUGACUCAAUUCCACCACCGCCCAGCCCAGGCCCAGAUGACAACGGGUUUUCGGAUUGCGACGAUGGAGAAAUGCCGCCAAAUGAAAACCCCCGGAAUGACAGUCGAGCAAUGAAGCGAAAGAAGUUAAAAGCCGUCCCAGAAGCAAAGCAGGGUCAGAGCCGUCGAACCCACCUGCAAAGGAGAAUCGACUGGCCCUUCGAAAGGCCAUAUCAAAAAGAAAUCCAUUGA